AUGUGGAUUGGAAUUGGAAGAACUAAACACUCACGUUUGGUCACCAAUUCAUCAUGCAAGCAUUACUCAGGAUCGCUGCUUUCCCAUGCGUUGUCUAGAAUGAAAACGGAGGAGUGCCGUCUGAUGGCUCAAGAUCUUGUUUGCAAUAUUGAUCAGUUGACACCUGAUUCACUUCCGAAUAGAUGUCCGAGAUUUGAUGAGAAUUUACAAGGCCUUUAUAUAGGCUGUUUUAGAGAUUCAUCGAGUUCUCGACUGCUCAAUGGGUAUUUAUAUAAAUUUAACAACAACAAUUCACCUUCACAUUGUGUGAAUAUGUGUCUUCUAGCAGGCUACAGUUUUGCUGGUGUUGAAUAUCGCGAAGAAUGCUUCUGUGACACUGAGUUGACAAGUGCAUUUGCACUCUCAACAAAUUCAUGCGAGCAGUACCGCUGUCCCAAUAGUGAAAAUUUUUGUGGUGGUUACAAUGCAAUUGCUGUUUAUCGCACCGGUAUAAUUGACAAGCCUUUGUUGAUCGUAAAUUUUACUGAACCACUGGAAAGUGUGGCAGAUGUACGAAUCUUAUUUCUUUUACAAUUAAAUGGGAGAAAUGUUCGACAGAUAUAUCGUCUUCUUCGUAUUAUUUAUUCACCAAAGCAUUAUUAUGUGAUACAUGUUGACAAACGUCAAGCAUAUAUGUUUGAAGAAAUGAAACGAGUCAUGUCUAGAAUUCACAAUUCUGGUUUCGACAAUUUUUUUGUAAUGGAAAGGCGUUAUGCAACUAUUUGGGCAGGGACAGCUUUAUUAUCUAUGGUCUUAGAUGUUCUUACAACGGUUUUGCAUUCACUGAAAUGGACGAACUGGGAUUUCAUGAUGAAUUUAAGCGAAAGCGAUUUUCCAUUGCUUUCAAUGAGGGAAUUAGAAUAUCAUCUAGCAAGAAAUAAGGAACGGAUUUUCCUAAGUCAUCAUGGAUAUAAUACGGCACGGUUUAUCCAAAAACAAGGACUGGAAUAUAUGUUUAUGCAAUGUGAGGAUCGCAUGUGGCGUUUAAUGAAGCGAUCUAGAUUCCCCAAAUUUAUUCGUCUGGAUGGUGGAUCUGAUUGGGUCGUUAUUAGCCAAGAUUUUGCCAGAUAUGCUUUGUCCGAUGAUGAAUUGCCUCGGACUUUCCGGCAACUUUUUAAGAAUGUUUUAUUACCUGUGGAAAGUUUCUUUCAUACUUUAGCAGCUAAUUCAGAAUAUUGCAUGCAAACUGUGAAAGGAAAUUUGCAUCUGACAAAUUGGAAACGCCAACAAGGUUGUCGUUGUGCAGCAUUGAAAAAAAUUGUGGAUUGGUGUGGAUGCUCUCCUCUCGUUUUACGAUCUUCUGAUAUACCAAAGUUUUCGGUGGAGAGUGCUCAGCGUAAAGCCGUUUUCUUUGGUCGCAAAUUUGACCCAAUGUUAAGUCAACGAACUAUUGCUAUUGCUGAAGCACAAGCAUUACGGUUUGAUAAAAAUCUCAGUGCUACAUUACUAGAAGGCUUUGCUCGUUCACUGUUACCUUAUGGAUUGAACCAGAGUUGUACAUUUAAAAAUCUUUCAUCAGUUACUGCUUACAAAGAAAGCGAUGAAGCGCCCGUCCAGAGUAUAUACAAUAUAUCAUGCAAUGGCAACGGAAAUAAAACACAAUUUAUUCAGAUUUUAUUAGAAUCAAUCAAUCCAAUAAAACUUGGAGAAAACAUUGUAAAUGGUUACGAGUUGGUAAAUCUCGAAAUUGGUUCUGAUUUGGAUUUGAAGGAAGAAAUCUUUCGAAAUUAUCAUAAUGUUUUAUCAGAGGAUGAUACGAUUUACGCAAAGUUACAGUGGAGAAGAAAAGCUUCUUUGUCGACAUCUGUUCAUCGGAAUUUCACUAGUCCUCAAAUUAUCGUAAAAUGGAUGAAACCAUCGAAUGUAAUUGUGAAGCAAACAACUGUGCUUUCAUAUAAUUCAAUAUUUGGUAAUCAGUACGCCGAAUUAUUUUCAAACGAAACAUCUCCAGGAGAGUGGAUUGCUGAGUUUGUUACUGUAGAGGACAGUGUUGUUACGACCAUUGCUUCUAUAAAGUUCGUAAUAUUUUCUACUGCUAAUGUGUAUAUUAAUGAUGAGACUGUGCACAAAUACUUUCGUCGCAUCGAUUUCUGUUGGGAAACUAAAAAUGAUCGUUUAUUAAGCUGUCGAGAAACAUCUUGGAGUGCAACUUCUUCUGACCCCAAAUCUCAUUUUUUCUGA
Thelazia callipaeda (thelaziosis nematode) is the source of this 2220-nucleotide messenger RNA. The record is from the annotation of a GenBank genome assembly. Lineage: Eukaryota; Metazoa; Nematoda; Chromadorea; Rhabditida; Thelaziidae.